CAGCAACAAGUAGUGCAUGUCCAUGUCCGUAUGUUUUAGUUGCAUCUUAGCCAAACUGUCAAACGUGAUAACGUGGUUGAUUUGAACUAUGGAUUUGAAUUGUGUUCAUUAUGUUUAUAAACAAAAUAAAUAAUAAAGAGAAGUGAAUUCAUAAUAAGUAACGUAUCAAAAUUACUUGCUUGGCAGACAAAACGUUACAUGGAGAUUAAAGAAACUAUUGUUAAAAAUAUAAUGGAGCAGCCUAAACCAGUUCCAUUUCGUGAUUUAUGCAGACUGUGUCUUGAAAAUGAGGGCUUUACUAACAUAUGUUCGAAAGAAGGGCUUUCUCACGAUAUAUAUUUAUGCACAGGCGUCGUUAUUUCUACUCAAGAUAGUUUACCACAGAAAAUAUGUUUUAAGUGUAUAGAAAUAGUUGUAAAUGCAAAAUGGUUAAGAGAUAAAUCUAUGUCAACGGAAAGACAUCUGAAGUCCUUGUUUCUUGAUGAUGAGCCAUUGAUAUUGGAGUUCAGUCAAUCAGAAAAGUUAAAGGACCCCACAGAAAUGAAGUCAAAUUCUCGGAGAAGUAGCACAGAUUCAGACAGAACAAUAAAGUUAGAGAUUGAUGAAACACAGAUUAGUGUAACAAAGGAGGAAGAAGAAGAUAUCAGACCAAAGAAAAGGAAGGCCCGAGGGUCUGACUCUUCUGAGGCUUUAAAGAGUAGUAAACCGGACAAGAAAAUAUCUGUCAGAAAGGACCUUUUUAGUAGCCCUCAGGCCCCCAGUGUUACCUCGUCUACUAAAGAUGUAGUCACGUCUAUAAAACAGAACCUGAAAGUGAAAAUAAAAAGGAUCAAAACAAGUACCGGCGAUAGUUUUUACUAUGUAUGCGACUUGUGCCAAAAGAAGUUUAACGCCUGGAAGAAAUAUUAUUUACAUCAGAAAACUCAUAACAGAAAUAUUGUGUGUCCUGUUUGUGAAAAGAAAUUCGCUACAAAGGGCGACGUAGAGAAACACGUGCGUACUCACACGGGCGAGAGGCCUUUUGCCUGUGAUGUCUGCGACAGAAGAUUUUCACAGCGGGGCUCGCUCAAAUCGCACAAAAUGUCAGUACAUCAACAAGAUUUAAAUACGUUAACGCCUGAAAAACAAGAAUCUAAUACAUAA
This is a messenger RNA of Spodoptera exigua (beet armyworm), 1143 nucleotides long. The record is from the annotation of a GenBank genome assembly. NCBI's taxonomy places the organism in Eukaryota, Metazoa, Arthropoda, Insecta, Lepidoptera, Noctuidae.